AUGGAAUCAAGGAACCUAACAAAUGUUUCAGAAUUUCUUCUUCUGGGACUUUCAGGGGAACCAGAACUACAGCCCCUCAUAUUUGCACUUUUCCUCCCCAUGUACCUGAUCACUGUGUUUGGAAACCUGCUCAUCAUCCUGGCCACCAUCUCUGACUCCCACCUCCACACACCCAUGUACUUCUUCCUCUCCAACCUGUCCUUUGUAGACAUCUGUUUCAUCUCCACCACCGUCCCAAAGAUGCUGUGGAACAUUUACACCCAGAGCAAAGUAAUAACCUAUGAAGGCUGCAUUAUCCAGAUGUAUUUUUUUGCACUGUUUGUAGGGUUGGAUGACUUUCUCUUAACAGUGAUGGCCUAUGACCGCUUCGUGGCCAUCAGCCGCCCCCUGCACUACACAGUCAUCAUGAACCCUCAGCUCUGUGAAGUUCUGGUUCUGGUUUCCUGGAUCAUCAGUAUCCUGCAUUCCUUCUUACAAACCUUAAUGGUGUUGAGGCUGUCAUUCUGCAGAGAAGUGAUAAUCCCUCACUAUUUCUGUGAACUCAAACAGUUGGUCCAACUUGCCUGUUCGGACAACUUUCUUAAUGACAUGGUGAUGUAUUUUGCAGUUGUCGUGCUGGGAGGUGCUCCCUUAGCUGGUAUCCUUUACUCUUACUCUAGGAUAGUUUCCUGCAUAUGUGGAAUCUCAUCAGCUCAGGGGAAGUAUAAAGCAUUUUCCACCUGUACAUCUCACCUCUCAGUUGUCUCCUUAUUUUAUUGUACAUGCUUAGGAGUGUACCUUAGCUCUGCUGCUACCCACAGCUCACACUCAAGUGCAAUAGCCUCAGUGAUGUACACUGUGGUCACACCCAUGCUGAACCCCUUCAUCUACAGUCUGAGGAACAAGGACAUAAAGACAGCUCUGAAAACAUUUUUUAGGAUGACAGCUAUAAGAAGGCCAUUUAUUCUGAGCUGA
Molecule: messenger RNA, 954 nt
Organism: Hippopotamus amphibius kiboko
Lineage: Eukaryota; Metazoa; Chordata; Mammalia; Artiodactyla; Hippopotamidae
Product: olfactory receptor 7A10-like
Exons: 1
Coding region: 1-954 (317 amino acids)
Biological process (GO): G protein-coupled receptor signaling pathway
Cellular component (GO): membrane
Molecular function (GO): G protein-coupled receptor activity; olfactory receptor activity
Source: RefSeq, a predicted model, not a curated record